UCAGAUGCACACGUAAACAUGGCAGCCAACAUAGAGCAAAUAUUCCAAGAUUUUAUAUUGAAUAAGAUCAGAGAAAUUGAAGACCAGAAUGAAGAAAAAACUGCUGCUGAAGGAGUGGGUGCUUGCAGUGAAACGGUUACAGCAGAGAAAACCAUCUCAGAGAGAGACAAACAAGGAGACUUCAGGUGCACCGGUUCACAGAAGAAACAUAAAAAGCACAAAAAACACAAAAGCAAGAAGAAGAAAAGGAACCAGGAGAAGGAGAGCAGUUCAGAGUCUGGGGCAGAAUUGGACACAGGAACUAAACAUCAACCCAGAAGAGGAACACCAACAGUGGCGAAUAAGGAGCAAAGUGAGGAUAACAACUCUAAGUCCAAAUGCCACAAGCGGACAACAGGAAAGAAGAAGAAGAAGAAGAGGAGGCGGAAAGGUGAAGGGAGGGGAAACUCAUCAGAUUCUGACUCAGAAUUCGUGUCAAAGCAGAGGGAUAGUAAAUGUGGUCAAAGCCCAUUGCCAAGGCGACGAGAGGACCUGCCUGAUAUCAUCCCAAAACAGGACAGCUCCAAUAAAGAAAGAGGAGAUGAGGAAAGCUAUGACGGGAGGAGUUGUCGUUCCUGUUCACAGUCACAUUCCUAUUGUCAUUCACAUUCCUGCUCAGUGAGGAGGAAAUCUCGCUCUCGGUCUAGACACCACCACCGAAGAUCUAGAAGUCGUUCCCUGUCCAGUUCACAGCGCCACAGGACCUGGUCCAGCUCUUCAGAGAAGAAGGGAGCUUUGGAUCAAUCCACCCAGAGUCCUUCAAAAGGCCUCCAGCUGCCCCAGCUGGUCUCCAGUCCUACAGGAAUAAACUUCAAAGCAGAGGUGCAGACAGAGUCAAGCACAGAGCUGCAGAGCCCUGACCAGAGUGGCAAGCCAGCAGUGACAAAACAAGCGCAAGCAGAGGACACAUCAGAAAAACAAGGUUCUGCAGCAUCCCAGUCCAUGCUGAACCAGUCUGCAACCUCUGAACCUGACCAGACCACUGAGCCCAGCCUCCCUCAGCUUAAAGCAUCAGAGUACCCCAGGUCCACCUCUGCCACCAAAGUUAAAUCACCAGCAAAGAAGAAGAGGAAACCAUCCAAGUCCCCACAAAGGAACAGAGAAGGAAAGUCAUCAAAGAAGCAGAAAAGAUCCAAGUCACCAUGUAAGAGCCACAAGAGGGGAUCCAGAUCCUGCAGCCCUUCAAGGAAGAAAAGAUCACGGUCAAGGUCAGGGGGCUGGAGGUCACGAAGGUCACGCUCACGGUCGGUGUCACGGGGUCGGAGAAGAGCAACAUACAGCCAGAGGGACCGCUGGAAACGAGAGCCAAGUCACUCCCCUGUACUUAUCCUCCGCAAAAAUAGAUCACCCACCCGGAAACACUGCACUUCCAUCAACAGCCCUCAACGCAUCAGUGAACUGGAUAAGGACCAGUUGUUGGAAAUUGCCAAGGCUAAUGCUGCUGCCAUGUGUGCCAAAGCAGGUAUGCCCAUCCCUGCCAGCCUAAGGUCCACAGUGCUUCCCCUGGCCCUGCCAAGUAUGGCCAUGAAUGCUGCUAUGGCUAGUAUGACUGCAGCCACCAUGACAGCAGCCUUGUCUAACAUAGGCACUCUGUCUUCACUGCUCCCACUGCCCUCUAUUACCAACAAACCACCUCCUGUCCCUGCUCAACCCAACAUUGCUGCUUUGGAGGAAGUGAAGCGGAAAGUAGCAAAGCAGGCCAACAGCAUCAGCAUUAAGGAGUUCACUGAUAAAUGCAAGAUGAUUGUGGACAGUAAAGGAGAGCUGCCAGUGGCAAUGCCACAUGUAUCAGAUGAAGAGGAUGAUGGGAAACCCUUUGGAGGAUCAGCUCUUCGUGAGCAAAAAGCCAUCAGCUUCAGCAUCAAUAACACGACAGUUCGUCCAGCAGUGCGUAGUGAUGCAGGCAUGGCCAAGGAGUUUCCAGUUUCUUCAGGAUCUCAACAUCGUAAGAAGGAGGGUGAGGCGCUGGGUGCAUAUGGAGAGUGGGUUCCGGUUGACAAAGCAGCAGAUGAAGCUGCAGCUGCCUCCAGAAAGGCCCUGACCACUGUUCCGAUAGCGACAUCCACCACAUCAUCGAGUGAAACUGCAACAGCUGCAGGGUUACCGGGGGUUGUGGAACAGCCAGUCUGUGUGGCAGAAAGUGACAGCGUUUUUCCUGACCCACCACUGCAGCCUGUGGAUAUCUCUCAGGCUGUAACCGAGAGGAUUAAAGCUCAAAGGCGAUUGGCGGAGAAUCCCUAUGAUGUCAGCGCCAUCUGCAUGCUCAGCCGGGCACAAGAACAGGUUGAUGCAUGGGCCCAAUCCAACACUGUUCCUGGUCUUUUCACUGGUUCUACAGGAGCCCAGGUCCUCAGCUCGGAGGAACUAUCCACCAGCGGACCACAAGCAUGGCUGAAGAAGGACCAGUUCCUCAGGGCAGCACCAGUCUCCGGGGGUGUUGGGGAGUUCCUGAUGAGAAAGAUGGGCUGGAAGACGGGAGAGGGCCUCGGGAGGAACCGUGAGGGCACUGUGGAGCCAAUCAUUAUCGACUUUAAAGUCGACCGCAAAGGACUAGUUGCUGAAGGAGAGAAGCCACAGAAACAGACAGGAGGACUGGUGGUCACCAAGGAUCUGAUGGGGAAGCACCCGGUGUCUGCUCUCAUUGAGUUGUGCAAUAAAAGACGGAUAAUGCAGCCAGACUUUGUCAUGGUCCAUCACAGCGGUCCUGACCACCGCAAGAAUUUCCUCUUCAAGGUCACAGUGAAUGGUGUGGACUACCAACCUCAGACAGCUAGUCCCAAUAAGAAACAUGCCAAGGCCAUGGCAGCUACAGUUGCCCUGCAGGCUCUGGGAGAGGUUCCUGUUGAUGGACCAGGACUCUACACUGGCCCUGUCUUCACCGCUGCUUCUACUGGCCCCCUGUUCUCUACAUAGACAUACACAAAAUAGUGGGAC
This is a messenger RNA of Thunnus maccoyii (southern bluefin tuna), 2973 nucleotides long. RefSeq names its product protein SON (gene sonb). Gene Ontology annotation, molecular function: RNA binding. Gene Ontology annotation, biological process: regulation of mRNA splicing, via spliceosome; regulation of cell cycle. Bases 19 to 2952 code for a protein of 977 amino acids. The transcript has 20 exons. The record is from RefSeq and is a predicted model, not a curated record. NCBI's taxonomy places the organism in Eukaryota, Metazoa, Chordata, Actinopteri, Scombriformes, Scombridae.